Orussus abietinus is the source of this 2152-nucleotide messenger RNA. Its product is annotated as neuropeptides capa receptor. NCBI's taxonomy places the organism in Eukaryota, Metazoa, Arthropoda, Insecta, Hymenoptera, Orussidae. The record is from RefSeq and is a predicted model, not a curated record. Gene Ontology annotation, molecular function: neuromedin U receptor activity. Gene Ontology annotation, biological process: neuropeptide signaling pathway. Bases 720 to 2051 code for a protein of 443 amino acids. The transcript has 6 exons. Gene Ontology annotation, cellular component: plasma membrane.
GUAAAAUCACAGAGAAAUUUGAAUUUUCAAGGAACCUAGGAAUUUUUCAUUGCCAUUCAUUUAGUCCCUGUAACUUGCAGGAGUGGGUAUAUUUCGACGCUGUUGUUCCCCGAAGAUGAACGCCUUCUCUAACUAAACCUAGAUAUCAGUCUUGUGACGACUCGGAAGAUUGUACCUCUGCGUGGCUUCGACUUCAUUUAGAAGAAGGGAUCAAACGACAGAUACUCAUCGUUCGCGACGGAUCUUUACUCGCUACAGACUCGAAAGUGAAUUCAUGAGAUACAAAAAAGAAACAUUACCCACGUUAACGAUUAUCAGCGUCGAUUAAUCACCUCUAAAUCACCUUCCUAGAUUUGUUGACUAAUUACAACGUAGGGACAACGAGGUGCGAUGUUCUACAUGUGUGUGACCGUGUAACAGUACAUUACGAAAACCAAGAAAUAUGUACGCGACAUGUUUUGGAUAGGAACGGUAAAGGUCCUAGAAAGUUGAGGAAAUAUUUGUAAAAAUGGUUACUAUUUGUCGCAAGGAAAAGUUGACUAUUAAUUUAGUGGAAAGAAACUGUAUUUAGCGCUGAUUAAGCGGAAGUGAAUUAUUAAAUGCAGCAUUUCGGUUCCGUAAGAUUGUUGGAUUUUAAGUUCCAGGACGUACCUUGAAAUUGCUUUGGAAUAAUUAUCCGUAGGGAAUAAUACUAUCAGUGUUUUGGAUACACGGUAAGGAUGAGUGCGGAAGAAAGCGAGGAAAAGGAUUUUUGGGAUAUUUUGGGUCUGACCAACCUCACAGAGGAGGAGUACCUCGCCAGGGUUUUGGGACCGAAAUAUUUACCGACGAAGAUGGUGAUACCAUUGACUCUGGUCUAUGUAAUUAUUUUUGUGACUGGGGUGGUUGGUAACAUUGCCACUUGCACGGUCAUUAUAAAAAAUUCCUCGAUGCAAAGCGCCACUAAUUACUACCUCUUCAGCCUGGCCAUUUCGGAUCUUACUCUACUAAUUCUUGGUUUGCCAAACGAGUUGAGUAUUUUCUGGCAGCAGUAUCCAUGGGUCCUGGGUGUCAGUCUGUGCAAGAUACGAGCAUAUGUGUCGGAGAUGUCUUCUUACGUCUCGGUGUUGACGAUAGUAGCUUUCUCUAUGGAACGAUAUCUGGCAAUAUGUCAUCCUCUUCGAGUUUAUGCAGUUAGCGGAAUGAAGAGGCCCGUCCGAUUCAUUCUCGCCGCUUGGACAAUUGCUCUCGUUGCAGCGAUUCCAUUUGCGGUGUACACCGCCGUUAAUUACGUGGAAUAUCCCCCAGAGACGGGCAAUUAUUCCGCCGAUUCGGCGAUUUGCGCAAUGUUGCUGCCUGACAUGCCCAACUUUCCACUCUACGAGCUCAGUUGCAUCGUUUUUUUCCUAUUGCCGAUGUUGGUAAUCCUCGUGGUGUACACGAGGAUGGGUCUCAUGAUUUGGAGCAGUGCUCACUCUUCUCUAAACCCGGUGAUCCAGGGCUCCGUACACCGGGAUAACCGGCAGGUACAGUCGAGAAAGACCGUCGUCCGAAUGCUAAGUGCGGUCGUCGUCAUGUUCUUUGUUUGUUGGGCUCCAUUCCACGCGCAAAGACUACUUUACGUUUAUGCCCAGGAUACCGAUUAUUAUCCAGACCUUAACGAGUGGUUGUACAUCUUGAGCGGGUGUCUGUACUACUUUAGCACCACUGUCAAUCCGAUCCUCUAUAAUCUCAUGAGCAGCAGGUAUCGCGAUGCCUUCAAACGUACCCUGUGUUGUCGGACGAGGAUCAGGACGAAAUUGUGGUAUCCCUUGGCCAGGGGAACCGCAUACAGAUAUACCGUGGUCAGAGCCAAAGAGAUACUUCGUCGCAGUACUCGGUGCGAAGAACAGAACGAUGGAGAUGCAAAGAAUCCUGGAAACGGUCUCUUAUCUGUUGAAAUUACUACCAAAGUGGCAGAAGAACAAACUUCAAAGAGAAAACUACAGGUGGGUUAUCAAAGCAGUAAUGAAAGUUCGGUUUCCCGAAAUAGGACGGAAGAAUCGGUUUCCACAGCCAGUAGUGCUCUGUGAUAUUAUUACGAUAAAUCAACGUUAAAAGAAAAAUGUUAAUUAAGUAAUCAUUAAGAUUAUGCCGUGGAAUGUAUAUAAUGCAAUAAAUAUAAUUUAAUGAC